AUGGCUCGUCAGAUAGCCAAAAGAGACCAAGGCCUGCUUGACCAUGGCACCAAGCCGCGAUGGUGCAAGCAGCGCACCGAACCAUUAGAAGUGCUGUGCCUCGGGCUUCAUCGGACGGGAACAACGUCCAUGUACGAAGCCAUGGAGAUUCUAGGCUACGGCACGCUCUACAACUCGCGCGAGGCGCUCCGCCGCAACCUGUGCACUUUCGUCGGCACAAUGCUCACCGACAAGUACGAAGCGCGAGGCCCGUGGCCGCCUCGCAUCGAGCAGUUCGAGUCGCUGUGGGGAGAGUAUCGCGCCAUCUCCGGCGAGGUGGCCUACGCCUUCUCGGAGGAGAUCAUCCCCCUCUACCCCGAUGCCAAGAUCAUCCUCACGGUCCGCGACGACGAAGAAAAGUGGUUCGCCAGCUCCAUGAAUACGUCGUGGUACAACAACUCGCAUCUGUUCACGCGCAUCUUGUACGCACUCGACCCCAAUUGGGUGCAGAUAAGGGAGUACGUGGGCAAGAUGUUCAAGUACUUCUACCGCGGCGAUUUUCCUGCCAACGGCAUCCGGAUGUAUCGCGAGCACAACGCGAUGGUGAAGCGGCUGGGCGGCGACAGAGUUCUCGUCUUCAACACCAAAGACGGCUGGGGCCCGCUACGGCCGAGAAUCGCCAUCUCUUUCGUACCAUGA
Messenger RNA from Neohortaea acidophila, 678 nucleotides. RefSeq lists its product as uncharacterized. NCBI's taxonomy places the organism in Eukaryota, Fungi, Ascomycota, Dothideomycetes, Mycosphaerellales, Teratosphaeriaceae. The transcript has 4 exons. Bases 1 to 678 code for a protein of 225 amino acids. The record is from RefSeq and is a predicted model, not a curated record.